GUAAAAUCAUCCAGAUCAGGAAAAAAAUGGGACAUCGUGCACCACGCGGUAUCGUAGCUAUCACAUUGUUACUUAUCGUAUGGCAGUGGGAGAGCAUCCUUGCUAUCGAAACCAGUGACUGCUCCUGCUAUUCAUUCCACAAAAUUCGAAAGAAUUGGGAAGAUAGCAAUAAGAUUUGCCAACAGAAUAACGGAAGAUUGGUAUCCAUGGAAACAGAAGAGGAAUACCAGUUUAUCAACAAGACGAUACAAAGUCUAGAUGUAGGAAAUAACGAGUGGUAUAUUGGUUUGAAGAGAAUAUCAAGUAUAUCAAGAAACUACUGGGAGUGGAUUAAUGGACAUAGCAUGGCCAUUAUUGAUAAAUGGGUGAAAGGCGAACCAAGUGGAAAUGUAGAUUGUGUUACAAUGAUAAAACACUAUAAUGGACGGGAAUUAUUCGAUGACAUUAACUGUAGAACACUCAGAAUGUUUAUAUGUGAAUACAAACAAGCUCAAAAGUGUUCUAAUAUUACGUCUACAAUCAUUGAAAAAAGGUGUUUUUCAAAGAGAAAACAGGUAACCACGAAAGAGAACACAAUGACGCCAUCUUUUUCACCAACUGCAAAAGAAACCAGUGACUGCUCCUGCUAUUCAUUCCACCAUAUUACAAAGAGUUGGGAAGAUAGCAAUAAAAUUUGUCAAGAGAAUGGCGGAACCUUGGUAUCCAUGGAAACAGAAGAGGAAUACCAGUUUAUCAACAAGACGAUACAAAGUCUAGAUGUAGGAGAAAACGAGUGGUAUAUUGGUCUGAGGAGAAUAUCAACUAACUACUGGAGGUGGAAUAGUGGACAUGUCAACAAGACCAUUGAUAAAUGGAUGUCAGGCGAACCAAGUAGAUCAGACCGUUGCGUUAAAAUGAUAAAACACUAUAAAGGACGGGGAUUAUUCGAUGACAUUAGAUGCGACAUACAAUACAUGUUCAUAUGUGAAUAUAAACAAGCUCAACACUGUCCUAAUAUUACGUCUACAAUCAAUAAAAAAUGGUGUUCAUCGCAGAAGAAACAGAUAACAACCUCGAAAGAGCACAUCGCAACAACACCUUUUUCACCAACUUCAAAAGGUACCAUUUUGCCCCACGUGGUAGGUGCGAGAAAAGAAACUUCUAUUAUUAUGUCAACAUAUAUACCAUCCAUUUACUCAUUCAUUUAAUAACAAUCAACUCUAUAGUUGGUAUCAUCAUGGUAUCAUUAAUUCUUAAUAAAUAUCGUGUCAGUGUUCUUUACAUCCCAAUAUUGGUAAAAUUACAGGAAACGACCCGUUUUCUGUAACCAACGUUGGGCGCAUAGCUACUUGACAAAUGUUGUCAGAAAAUUAAAAAUUAAAUGAUAAAGGAAUUUAAGGAAGCAUGGAGUUUUAGGUUAAACUGGUUUUCAACGACACAUAAAAAAAAAAGGUAAAGUACCUAUAUUUAACGUCGGUAGUUCCUUCAGUUGAAAUUCAACUGCUAUCAAUGGAAGCCGACGGUGCGCACUUACCCCCU
Actinia tenebrosa (Australian red waratah sea anemone) is the source of this 1518-nucleotide messenger RNA. RefSeq names its product lithostathine-1-beta-like. Lineage: Eukaryota; Metazoa; Cnidaria; Anthozoa; Actiniaria; Actiniidae. The record is from RefSeq and is a predicted model, not a curated record.